AUGCGUUUGGCUGACCAGGAGCAUAUGUCGGAGGCAGCAGAGAGCGACUACGGCGGCUUCACCCCGAGCUCCUCGCAGACGCUUCCUGAACCAGCGAGAAUGUCCAUCUCCAGCCUGGUCUCGCAGAAUGAGUCAGACAGAAAGGAGAUCGCCAAGCUGAUCGAGAGGGUCGGGAAGCUUGAGAAGGAGAAGUCGGGUCUCCAGUCGGCACUGGACGAACUCAAGACGAAGCUCACUCAGACAGAGGAGGAGAGGGAUGCAUCUCAGGCGGCCUACCAGCGGACCGAAGGCGAUGUCGCGCGUGUCAGAGCAGACUAUGAGACAGCCCUGAGGCUUUUCCGAGGCACACGGGGCAGCCGCAAGGACUAG
This is a messenger RNA of Dioszegia hungarica, 369 nucleotides long. RefSeq lists its product as uncharacterized. The record is from RefSeq and is a predicted model, not a curated record. The coding region runs from base 1 to 369 and encodes 122 amino acids. The transcript has 2 exons. NCBI's taxonomy places the organism in Eukaryota, Fungi, Basidiomycota, Tremellomycetes, Tremellales, Bulleribasidiaceae.